GUACCAACGACACGAAUGCAAUUUGCGGAUAUAUCGUCUUGAUAGAUUCAUUAACAAGCUAUUUGACGCGCAAACACUGUUCUAAACACGAGCUAGUGGCUCUCGUUCUUCGUCUCUCACUGUUUCGGUGUUCUUUUUGUGUGGCCUUACGCGAAGCAAAAUAUAGCACCUUUACGAAUAUGCUGAUUUUGCUUGGUGUUUGAUUCGGUUUAGUUCUGUUUUUUUUUUCGGCGAAAAAGACGAGCAAAAAGUGACACAGGGAAAUAAAUGAAGAAUAUACGUCAAAAGUGCGCAAAUGUAAAUGUGUAUUGGUUUGAAUCGUGUAUACCGAAAAAUUGUGUGCUGUGCUUGAAAUGGUAGUUGUGUAUAUCGUAUUCAUGCGAUACUUGUGUAGUACAAACAGAAUAGCAACAUCACCAACAAGAGUGAAUAUCCACGAAUUUGAGUUGCGCAGGACGUAACCAUACGCUUACACACGUUGUUUCAAUUUAUUAUUACUAUUAUUUUGGCUCCUAAUAUUUUCAUCAAUGUAUUUUUACUCAUUUCACUUGAAAAGUCAAAAGCAUAGCCAACCAAUUGUUUAACCAAAUCAUCAUAGUGUCGUUGUGUAUUCGCUAUUAUCUUCUCUUUUUUUUUAAUUCUCUAUCCACCUUCUUAUAUAUUGUGUAGAACGCAGAAAACAACAACAAUUUCCAUUCCGUUUUCGAAUGGAACGAUUAAAGUAAAAGUAAAAAAAAAUAAAUCAAAAGUUAUCCAGUACGUUCGAGACAUUUGUAAUAUCGACACACUGUUGCAUUGAAGAAAAGUGAACCGAUUAUUUAAUUCCCGAAACAGAAAGUGAUAAAAUACCAAAACAGAACCAUGUUCGCCCGGAAUAUUUUAAAAUGCGGUUCGCCGAAAAAGCAAAACCUUUCCGCAAUCGGAAGAGUGUUGGGUGCAGCUGGACCAGCGGCUUCAAGCGAGAAAUCGCAACAACUUGUAGUUCCUUCACGUUCCUAUGCGUUUGAAGUGACAGGAGAUAUUAUUUGCCCAGGAUUUGUUCAGGGUAUCGAUCAUCUACGGGAUCCACGUCUGAACAAGGGUUUGGGAUUUACAUUGGAAGAGCGUCAAGUGCUUGGUAUCCAUGGAUUGCAACCGGCUCGGUUUAAGUCACAAGAAGAACAAAUCGAAUUGUGUAAAAUAUCGAUAAAUCGAUACCAGGAGGAUUUGAACAAGUAUUUGUACUUGAUCGAUUUGCAGGAUCGAAACGAACGAUUGUUCUUCCGCCUUGUAUCUGAAAAUGUCGCUCAAAUGAUGCCGAUUAUUUAUACUCCGACGGUGGGAUUGGCCUGUCAAAAAUUCGGUUUAAUCUAUCGCCGACCAAGAGGAUUAUUCAUCACGAUUAACGAUAAAGGGCAUGUGUAUGACGUGAUUCGGAAUUGGCCAGAGCCAGAUGUACGUGCCAUCGUGGUGACAGAUGGCGAACGAAUUUUGGGCUUGGGAGAUUUGGGCGCUUGCGGUAUGGGCAUUCCAGUUGGAAAAUUGGCCUUAUACACGGCACUUGCCGGCAUUAAGCCACAUCAAUGUCUGCCAAUUUUGAUCGAUGUUGGCACAAAUAACAAGGAUUUGCUCGAGGAUCCACUGUACAUUGGUCUGAGACAAAAGCGCGUCGUUGGCUCUGAGUAUGACGAAUUCAUCGACGAAUUCAUGGCUGCCGUUGUUAAGAAAUACGGACAAAACACACUCAUUCAAUUCGAAGAUUUCGGAAAUCACAACGCUUUCCGAUUUUUGGACAAAUACCGUGACAAUUACUGCACAUUCAACGAUGACAUUCAAGGUACAGCUGCCGUUGCAGUUGGUGGCUUGUAUGCAUCGUCGAGAUUGACCGGUAAAACGUUUGCUGAUGCCACGAUUAUGUUCGUUGGUGCUGGCGAAGCUGCCAUUGGUAUUGCUGAUCUCUGCUGUAAAGCUAUGGAAGCCGAUGGAAUUUCGACAGAAGAUGCUAGAGGUAAAAUUUGGAUGUGUGACAUCGAUGGUUUGUUGACCACCACACGUAAAGAUGGAAGUUUGGAAGGUCAUAAACAGCAUUAUGCCAAGGGCUGCCAACCAAUGAAAGACUUGGCCGAAAUUGUCAAAGAAGUGAAACCAACGAUAUUGAUCGGUGCAUCUGCCACGCCAGGAUUGUUCACACCGCAAAUCCUCCAAGACAUGGCCAAAUUCAAUGAGAGACCAAUCGUGUUUGCUCUUUCGAACCCAACGAGUCGUGCGGAAUGUACCGCCGAAGAAGCCUUCCAGAACACUGAAGGUCGAGUGAUUUUCUGUUCUGGAUCACCAUUUCCAAAUGUCACGUACAAUGGCAAAACAUUCAAACCGGGUCAAGGCAAUAAUGCCUAUAUUUUCCCAGGUGUUGCCCUUGGUGUUAUUGCCACAUUGAUGCAUCAUAUUCCAGAUGAUGUGUUUUUGAUUGCAGCCCGUGAAUUGGCCGCAAGUGUUCGAGAUGAAGAUUUGGAAGUUGGAUCGUUGUAUCCACCAUUGGAUACAAUUCGUGAGGUGUCAUUGAAAAUUGCCAUUGGCAUAACAAAAUACGCUUAUUGCAAAGACAACAUAUUGUAUACAGGUGCAGAGAUGCGUAAAUAUUAUGAAAGAAAGGGUAUCGCUGCCAAAGGCCUAGCAUCAACGUAUCCUGAGCCCGACGACAAGCGAAAAUGGCUUGAAGAUCAACUGUACAACUUCAACUAUGAGAGUUCGAUGCCAAUCACAUGGAAAUGGCCUCAACCAACACCAAUGAAAACACGCGAACUGAAACCAGUCAAACUCACCGAACGCGAAGAAAUUUAGUUUAAAUAAAGACAAUUCGACUCGUUAAAUGCACUACAAAAUUUAUUAGAAGAAAAUCAUAUGAUAUGGACGAUUCUAAAUUGACUUGAAAUUCAGUAUUUCCGAUUUUGUUUAAUAUGAAUAUAUUAUCUGUUUAACCAAUUGCAUACACACACACACACACAUACAAGCAGUAAGUGUGUAGAACGUUCUCAUAAAUGCCUUUUGAUUUGAGAUAAAAGAAACAAAAAUUCUCCACCAAAAUUGUAUUGAAAUUAAUUCCUUUUUGUCAUUUAAUGCAAUGCAUUUAAUUUGAUUGUAGAUCAUUACCGAAAAAAAAAAUUGAUCGUAUGAAUUGUUGAAUGAAAUUUAAUUUCGAACAAAUUAAUUUAAUUAUUACUUUGUUGCAUAGCAAUGAAAAAUAAAACGAAAAUGACCAGAAAUUAUUUAUUUUCCGACGUGAAAUUACUCCAUAAUUUGGCUAGUUGUUGUGAUAGUAGCCAAAUAAACAAACACACAGUGUUCAAUUGAAUUAUAAUCCAUGAAUUUUGUGUCUAUUUCCAUCCUCCGCAAUUAAAGACACACAUACACGUGGCAAAUCCACUUCAAAUCAUUUAAAAUGAAAAUUUGUUGAAUAGAAACGCAAAAAUAUACACAAAAAUUAAUCAAAAACAGGAAAAUGUUCGAAAGAAAAAUGAUUUUAUGACCAAGGUCACACAUGCAUAAAUAAAGGAAUAUUUCUGUUAACUAGAA
This is a messenger RNA of Sitodiplosis mosellana (orange wheat blossom midge), 3549 nucleotides long. It is a transcript of the gene Men-b, whose product is annotated as NADP-dependent malic enzyme. The transcript is spliced from 11 exons. Gene Ontology annotation, biological process: pyruvate metabolic process; malate metabolic process. Gene Ontology annotation, cellular component: mitochondrion. Lineage: Eukaryota; Metazoa; Arthropoda; Insecta; Diptera; Cecidomyiidae. Gene Ontology annotation, molecular function: NAD binding; malate dehydrogenase (decarboxylating) (NAD+) activity; malate dehydrogenase (decarboxylating) (NADP+) activity. The record is from RefSeq and is a predicted model, not a curated record. Bases 862 to 2817 code for a protein of 651 amino acids.